AUAACAUCACAAGAAUUGUAUGGCUGACAGUAAGGAGAAUCACUUAGAGGAUCUUGAGAGUGAAGGGUUACCUAAAUGGAAAUCAAAAGUAGGGAACUGAAAAAACUAAGUUUUCUCUAAGGUUUAAAGGGCCACUAACUUUUAUUUUCAUGUGCUAAAUUUGAAGUUGACAAACAUGGCCUUAAGCAGCUGCUAUGAAGAAAAUGAUUUCAAACCUGUUAAACAAAACAGCUUUUGUGAAUUUAAAGCAUUGUUGUGAAUGGGUUAUGACUAAAUACUUCACCUAGUCUAUAUAAUGAACUACCUCUAACCUAACUAAUAAUGAUAACUGCCUAAUUGUCCUGUUGGAAACAAUGUACCGGUAUGUAUUUCUUCUACUAAAAGUUUUUUUGGUUUAAGCCCUGUUUCACUAAGGAAAACUGGUUUUGUGCCCCUUAGUCUCUAUUUAACCAUGCUUUAGAAUUUCUAAUGUUGCUUUUGAGGUGAGUGUGGUAUUUUGAAACUGAUAAUUACAAUGCUGAAAUUUACAUUUAUCUGCACUCAAUUUCUGCACUUCUCUGGCAGUACUCACCUUUGUAUGAUUUGAAUUUCAAUAAAUGUAUUUAUUUCCCAGCUUUUCCAUUUGGAACACGAUGAUGGGCACAUCACUGUUGAGCAUGCCAUGGGCUAUCAAUCAGGCUGGAUUUGUUCUGGGUACCAUUCUUGUGAUAGUAAUGGCUGGAAUUAUUUUUUACACCUGCUACUUGAUAAUAAAGUGUUCACAAGAGAAAGUGGAGCAUGGAGAUGUUGUGGAAUUUUCUGCUUUAUGUAGAGAGUAUCUUGGUAAACCUGGAGAGCUCAUUGCAGUAUUGUUUUCAGUGGCACCUCUCGUCAGUGCAGUCAUUGUAUUUUGGGUUUUAAUGAGCAACUUUCUCUUCAACUCUGGAAAAUACAUCCAAGAAAACAUAUUUUCAGUUGCACUAGUGAUCAACUCUUCAACCACUUUGGAAGUGCUUUGCCCAGGUGGCUACAGUGCAGGGGUAACUUCUUCAAAUAGCUCAGUUAUUCAGGAUGAAAAUUCAUUUUGGCAUGUUCAACACACCGUACCAUACUUGUUGAUUGCUGUCUUCUUUCCACUGUGCAGUGUCAGGUCACCAACUUUUUUCACAAAGUUUAAUUCUUUAGGAACCGUGUCAGCCAUCUACAUUAUCAUCUUCACUAUUAUCAAAGCCAGCAUAUGGGGAGUCAACCUGGACUUUAAAAAAAUACCAAUGUUCAAGGCUAGUUUUCCUGCCCUAACAGGUUUACUUACUCUGGCCUACUUAAUUCACAACUGUAUUCUAUCAAUAAUGAGGAACCAGGAGAACCCUAAAAAUAACGAACGAGACCUCAGUGUAGCUUUCUGUCUUGUAGCAUUUACAUAUACACUUGUUGGAGUGCUGUUCUUCAUUUCUUUUCCUAGAGAAAAAGAUUGUAUUCAACAGGUUCUUCUUGAUAACUUUCCAGCUGCAGAUGUUAUGACAUUUAUAGCUAGGCUCUUUCUUCUGUUUCAACUUACCACCGUGUUUCCUCUGGCCAUGUAUGUCAUACGUGUGCAGUUCAUGUUCUAUUUCUUCAAAAAAACCUAUCCCAGCUAUCUACAUGUGUUUAUCCUAAACUUUGUACUGAUUGGGACCUGUGUAUUAUUUGCUGUGGUCUACCCACAUGUUGGUGACUUUAUCAGGUAUGCGGGAUCAUUAAGUGGAGUGGCCUAUGAUUAUGCACUACCCUGUAUUGUGUACAUAGUGAUACAGAAGCAAAAAGGAAAGCUGUCUUGGCUGAGUGCUGGAUUCCAUUCUAUUAUUGUUUUGCUUGGGUUUGCUAACUUAAUGGCUCAGUUCUUCACUUCUGCUUGAGACUUUACUGAGAAAUUAAGUGGAUAAUGCAUGAAAGUGGUGGCACUCUAGAGGUGGUAAUAAGAAAACUUCAUUUGCCUUGAGUCUAGGUUGUCUUCUUUGCCAAAGGUGUUUGAAGUGUUCACAAAUGUUCCUAACUAUAAAUUUACAGGCAAGUUAUGAAUUGGUAAACUUUUUUGUUGCUACUAAGUGUUAAUGACCAGCAACUCUGCAUUGGUAGGUCACUAUUACAUAAUGACACAUAACAAACCUAAAAACCAUUUCUAAAUUUUUGCUACCAUGAAGACAUUUAUACCAUCACAAGUGAGGGUUUAAAAUACUUUGCAUCUCAUAGAACAGUGUGAUAGUUAUUAAGAGCACUUUAGAAAAGAUUAAGCAUAAGGCAAAUGUAUUUGCUUGUAAAUAAAAGAUGCUUUUGACAUA
This is a messenger RNA of Pocillopora damicornis (cauliflower coral), 2297 nucleotides long. Its product is annotated as neutral amino acid transporter 9. Gene Ontology annotation, biological process: amino acid transmembrane transport. NCBI's taxonomy places the organism in Eukaryota, Metazoa, Cnidaria, Anthozoa, Scleractinia, Pocilloporidae. The record is from RefSeq and is a predicted model, not a curated record. Gene Ontology annotation, cellular component: lysosomal membrane. Gene Ontology annotation, molecular function: L-amino acid transmembrane transporter activity.